UAAAGUUUAAUCUGUUUUGACGAACUUCAUGUUGAACCUGCCAUUAUUGUUGCUUAGCUUCGUGUCUGAAAUUGAGUUCUACCAAAGCCUAUCUAAAUUUGAACAUCAUUCAAACUUCAAACAUUGAUCUGAAGUUACACUUUGGCAGCCCCACAAUUUUCAACUUCACACUCACAUGUUUGAAGUUGAUUAUGAAAUAGCUAAACUUUAAAAAGUUGGUGAACUUUGGUUAAUUUUUAAAAAAGGGGUCCUAAAAAGGGCUAUUAUUGCACUUCUCACUGUUACUGUUGAUAUUGGGCUGAAGUCGGUCGCGCAAAUUGCAACAAUUGAACUGAAUAAUAAAUCAAGAAAAAGGAGAAGAACCAGAAGCAGUGUUGUCGCAUCGGUAGUUAUCGGAGGAGUAGAAGAAUCCGUAUCCCCAGAUAGCAUACACAGUUUCAAGUUCCCACAAAGGAAGAGGAUUCGCUUGGCUACUAGGAAUUGGAGCUGUAUUAGAAGGAUUGCAAUGAAAUUCUGGGAUUGGUAUUUGAAAAUUUCAGUUGUUUCCGCCAUGAUUGGAGGUUCCAUGGAGUUGUUCAUGAUCAAAACUGGCUUUUAUGAUAAGGUGACUGUUCUAGAGGCAGAAAAGAGAGCCUGGGAAAAUUCUCCGGAAGCCAAGGCUGUCAGAGAUGCUCUCAAUCCGUGGAGACAUCAGGAUGCAGAAGCAAGAAAAGAUUCUUAGCUCUGUCACUUCUGUUUAGAGAAUUAUAAGCAACUGAAGAAUUGGCUUUGAAGGAAGACAGCCCUGCCUUUUUGAGCUUGCUCGUAUUCAUAUCUCUUAUGGAAUGGUUGAAGAGUGUGUCACAACUGAUUAUUUCACCAGCUUGGCUGUUACUUCACUUAGCAUGUGAUAAGAAAGUUCUAUGAAGGGAAUUGGGCAUAUAUCAAAAUGUAAAACUUGUGGAACCCUACUUCUUCUUUUCCUUCUCUCUAUAGACAUUUAGUACUUUGUUUCUUGGAUGUGCAUGUUGUAGAGAAGCAAUCAGUUGGGAAAAGUGGACUAGAUACGACAAUACACAUUUGUUCCACUAAUAUUUUCUUUUUCCUUUUGUCUGUAUAAGUCUGGGGAUGGGUGCAGGUGGAGUGGAGGAUUAUUUUAUA
This is a messenger RNA of Nicotiana attenuata, 1140 nucleotides long. RefSeq lists its product as uncharacterized. NCBI's taxonomy places the organism in Eukaryota, Viridiplantae, Streptophyta, Magnoliopsida, Solanales, Solanaceae. The coding region runs from base 506 to 721 and encodes 71 amino acids. The transcript is spliced from 4 exons. The record is from RefSeq and is a predicted model, not a curated record.